GGUCUAUCUAAAGGGGCGAUUAAAAGUUCUUCGGGCUGUUUGUGUAUUUGUUUCGCAAUAAGUCAAUCGUGAUGUAUUCUAUAUAGUGUACAAAAAUUAGAUUAAAAAAACAUGUAAAAAUUAUGUUAUUUUUAAUGGCAUUCUUAGUUGCUAUUUUCAAAUCAGCGAUUUAAUAAUCUCCUAACUUAUUGGUGCCAAGUUCAAAAAUAAGUUUGAGUAAACAUCCUGCAAAUAUAUUACAUGUCUAGAGAAAUCAUCGUUCUUCAUGUUUAUAGCUUUAACAUAUAUAUAUAUAUCUGUGAUAAAUCUAGGUACCUUAUUGUGAUCGACGAUGUUUGGACCGAAGUAGCAUGGAAUUCAAUCCGAUCCAUGUUACCAGAUAACGACCUCGACAGUAGAAUCAUUGUGACCACUCGGAUAGAAACUGUGGCCAAAGCAUGUAGCUAUGCUCAUGAUGAUUACAUCCAUCCUAUCGCGCCCCUCAAUGAAGAUAACUCCAAGAAGUUAUUCCUCAGAAGUACUUUUGGCUCCAUAAAUGCCUCUUGCCCCGAGGAUCUGAAAGAUUCUAUGGAAAAAGUUCUAAAAAGAUGUGGUGGACUGCCAUUGGCCAUUGUAAGCAUUGGCAGCCUUUUGGCAGGCUACAGAUCUCCUGAAAGCAAAUAUAUGUGGGAAACAGUUCUGAAAUCACUUGGUUCACAGAUAGAUAACCACCCUACCCUUGAGGGGAUGAGACGGAUAAUCACACUUAGCUACGACCACCUACCUCAUCACCUCAAGAAUUGCAUGAUGUAUCUCAGCAUAUUCCCGGAGGACUUUUUGAUUGCCAAGGAUAGGUUACUGAGGAGAUGGAUUUCCGAAGGAUUGGUUGCUGAGAAGCGGGGGUUGACCCUAAUGGAGAUUGCAGAAGGCUACUUCAAUGAGUUGGUGAGUAGAAGCAUGAUUGAUCGGGCUGCAGAUAGAGUGACCGAUACUGAUGGGAGGGAGCAGAUGUGUCGUGUGCACGACAUGAUGCUUGAGGUCAUGGUGUCCAAAUCCCUUGAGGCUAACUUUGUAAGCCUGUUAGGUGAGGCGUACGAAGGGAUGUCAUAUGAUAGGGUUCGCCGCCUCUCCAUCCAUGGUGGAGUAGAGACAUCCAGCAAAAUGGCAGAGGAGCAUGGCAGGAAAAAUGAAAUCAAGGGGAUGAAUGUAAAACAUGUCCGAUCACUUAGUAUGUUUGCACUUGAUGGGCACAAUUUGCUUAAUCAGCUAGAUGAGUUCACCUUGCUGAGGGUACUUGAUCUGGAAAACUGCAGGGGCCUAGGAAAAAGUCAAAUGGAUUAUAUCUGCAGAAUGUACCUUCUAAGGUUCUUGAAUUUGAAAGGAACAGAUGUCAGUGUGAUUCCUUCCAAAAUUGAUCAGCUAGAGCAUUUGCAGACACUUGAUGUACGUGCCACACGCCUUGAAGAUCUACCAAAAACUGUGACAAAUCUGGAGAAACUUGAGAGCCUGCUGUACUCCAACAAGGAGAGAUACUGGGAUUUCCAUUGGGAAGCGCCAAAGGGCCUAAGAAAAAUGAAGGCUCUACGGAAGGUGAAUAAUUUGACCGUCAGAUCCAACAUUGAUGUUAUUGAGGAGAUCGGCGAGCUAGAACAAUUGGAAGAAUUAGAUAUCUCUGUUAUACCAGAGAUUGAUCAAGCUCAUCAUGACAAGCUUGACGAGUCACUGAGUAGGUUAUACUCCCUCCGAUGCCUUAACCUUCAAAUUGUUACUAAUACAGAGUGGAAGAAGAACUUUCUGCAGAACCUCAAGUCAACGCCACCACGGCUCCUGAGAUACGUUAGGUUGUGUGGUACCCUCCAAGGAAAUACAGGUGUCCUUGGUGUACCUACGUUGACUAACUGGGUUAGUAAACUGACUAAUCUUGUUGAGUUUGCCAUAGCUUGGGCACAUCUUCGUGGUGACACCCUAUUCGACGUCCUGUCUAAGCUGCCCAACCUGAAGACCCUGACACUCGAGAUAAGCUUCUAUUCCGAAAAGAAGAUAGUUGCACGCACUAGCCAUAAAUUUCCGGCGCUUACGGAACUGAGAAUGGACGGUGUUCGUAGUGUUCCUGAAGUUUACGAAUUUGAGAAAGGAUCCAUGGAAAAUCUCGAGACCAUUUUUCUUUCUUUCGGUUGCUACAAGCAGAGAACCGUCGGAAUCGAGCACUUGACCAACCUUAAAGAGGUGCAGCUCACCGGUAAGAAAGACAACCAAACAAUGGUGGAUACAUUGAAGGAGCUAGAGGAAGAGAAUGUCAGGCGUGAGCGCAAUGGUUCCAAUCUGUCGAGAGUGAAAGUGAGAUAUGAGUGA
This is a messenger RNA of Aegilops tauschii subsp. strangulata, 2331 nucleotides long. NCBI's taxonomy places the organism in Eukaryota, Viridiplantae, Streptophyta, Magnoliopsida, Poales, Poaceae. The record is from RefSeq and is a predicted model, not a curated record.